AUGCUUAUAGCACGUCGUUUUGCAUAUCUUGUACGACCACAAUCGCUACCAGUAACUAAAUUUGGUCCAUUGAGCAUACCUGCACGAAGAUUCAGUAUUUAUAAAUGUAUUGGCCAAGAGUAUAAAGAAUCAACAUUGAAUAAAAACCCUAAAUCGAGUCAAAAGAAUAGCAAACCAUGGUUAGAGCCCCGUUGGAAUAAUAUCAAGGCAAAAUUAGAUGAUACCAGAAAAGUGGUCAAUAAAUAUGCUACUCAAUUGCAGUACCAUUUUAGUAAGGCUCGAGAUGCCAUACGGGAUGCCAAUAAGAAGAUUGCUGAACAAGAGAGAGAUAGAUCAAAUCAAAGGUUAAAUUAUAACAAGGAUGUCGAAAAUGACGGUCAAAUUCAAGGGCUACCAUCUGAAAGAGAGAUAUAUCGUCGUAAAUGGUCUCGAAAGUUAGAAUUUUAUUUGGAUUCAUUACAAGAAACCAUAUUUACCGCUACUAGAGCACUCAACGACGUGACUGGCUAUUCUAGUAUUCAAAAACUACGGAAAAGUAUUCAAUUGAUGGAAGGUACUUUGGAAGAGACUAGAAGUGAGUUAAGAGAGCUAAAGGAAGAUUAUGCGAUGGCCAUUGAAGAACGGACAAGAUCUCAAAGGGAGCUGAAUGAAUUGUUACAGAGGAAAAACAUCUGGACCCCAGAAGAAUUGGAAAGAUUCACCCUACUCUACAAGAAUGAUGCAAUGAACCUAAAGAAAGAACAGCAAUUGAAGACUAAAGUUAAUGCAAUGGAGGUCAAACAAGAAAAACUAAAUGACGAUUUAUACCGUGCGAUAUUGACUCGUUACCACGAGGAACAAAUAUGGUCCGACAAAAUUAGGAGGACUUCUACUUGGGGGACUUUCCUGCUGAUGACGGUUAACAUCAUAUUGUUUCUAGUGUUCCAAUUGCUUUUAGAACCUUGGAAAAGAAGAAGAUUAACCAGUUCAUUUGAGGUUAAAGUAAAGCAAGCUCUUGACCAAUAUGCGGAUGAACAAACCACGGCAUUAAAAGAUUUAUCAGCCACUAUGCACGAUAAAAAGAGUGCCAAUGAGCCCGUGGCCACAGAUGAUGGGGCUAAGACUGCAAUUACACCUACAACCAAAGAAAUUUCACAAAAAACUAUGGAUUAUGUUUAUGAGAAGCCCUGGCAAUUUUACGAAGCCGCUAGAGCUUAUACUAUUCACAUGUGGAACUGGAUCAAGAUAAAAGCAGCUCGCUUCGACCCCUCUGAUGCUCUAAAUUUGCAUUCUGAAAAGACUUUGACCAAUUUACAACUCUACGCCUGUUCCAUCUUCCUAUUUAUAUGCGGUACAGCUAUGUCACGCAUUAUAUGA
Molecule: messenger RNA, 1356 nt
Organism: Zygosaccharomyces rouxii
Lineage: Eukaryota; Fungi; Ascomycota; Saccharomycetes; Saccharomycetales; Saccharomycetaceae
Gene: SHE9
Product: She9p
Exons: 1
Coding region: 1-1356 (451 amino acids)
Biological process (GO): inner mitochondrial membrane organization
Cellular component (GO): mitochondrial inner membrane
Source: RefSeq, a predicted model, not a curated record